AUGGUGGAUGAUCUCCAGUCGUCGGAAGAACUAGCAUUCGUCGCGGAAGAAGUCGACCGCAUUAUUCUUCAGUCCGUCGAGCACUUUUUAAAAGACCAAACAUACGACGAGAACGAGGUGUCGCACUGGGUCGACUCGAUCUGUGAUGGGAUCAUGAAAGGGCUGAGCGACUUGCGCAAACCACUGAAGUAUAUUGUCAGCUGCGUGAUCAUGCAAAAGAACGGAGCUGGUAUUCACUCUGCCGUGUCCUGCCACUGGGACACUGCUAUCGAUGGAGCUCACGUCGUGAAGUGGCCAAGCGACAAGCACAAAGAACACAAUCGCACGAUGUAUUGCAUCGUGACUGUCGGGGGAUUGGGAUUUUAA
Aphanomyces invadans is the source of this 366-nucleotide messenger RNA. RefSeq lists its product as hypothetical. NCBI's taxonomy places the organism in Eukaryota, Oomycota, Saprolegniomycetes, Saprolegniales, Verrucalvaceae. Gene Ontology annotation, cellular component: cytoplasmic dynein complex; cytoplasm. The transcript has 5 exons. Gene Ontology annotation, biological process: microtubule-based movement. Gene Ontology annotation, molecular function: dynein intermediate chain binding. The record is from RefSeq and is a predicted model, not a curated record. Bases 1 to 366 code for a protein of 121 amino acids.